AUGACCCCCCGGCCGCCCAUGUGGGGCUCGCCGAUCUUGUUGCAUCCGCCGGUCCGGCCCUCUGCAGCAGGUGCAUUGCCGGCAUGGCCUCGGCGGCUGCAACCAAGCAUCUGUGCAGACCGACCCUUGCUGCCACAAUGUAAUGGCUUCCGGCAACGUGGGUCUAUUCCUUGUCCAGGCAGCGACUGUUUCAUCAGCUUCUUGCAGUUGAACGACCGAACUUGCGAUUGUCCCGGUUGCACAGACGAGGACGCCUUCGAAUGUGACUCUUGUGUCCCUAAAGUGCCAUUCGGACCCACCGUGGCAGCUACCCAGAGCAACCUCGGAGUGGCGGUAGGUGUGAGUUUGGGCGUGGCCGUGGGCGUCGGCUUGGGCGUGGGCCUAGGCGUCUCGGCUGCCUUGGGCGGUGUCUUCUCAGCAGUGGGCGUGGUGCAAUUCACGGUAGCCAAUGCAGAGGAGUUCAUCAACAAUCCACAAGUUCAGCAGGGCCUGAAGAAAGCCUUCCUGCGCCUAGCGGGUCUGGCCAUCGCAGAGAGUGCCGUGACGCUGAACUGGGCCUGCGCCGGUGAUGCGCUGGCGAAGAUCAACAGCAAACUGCGACGCCUGGCGGAAGCCGUGCGCUUGUGCUUCGAGAUCGAAAUCGAAGGGGAGGAGAAGAGCCUGGAUGCCUGCGAAGACCUGGCGGGCACCUCCAGCGGCACCGCGGGGCGCGUCAUCAACGAGGAGCUAAGCGGCACCGCAGCUGCGGCCUCCGGCAGUGUCCAGGUGGUGCAGUGGUCUGCCAACCCCAAUCCACUCUCCAAGGACCCUACGCGGGUGGCUCCCUCAAACACUUUCGCCGCUCCCAAAGCCGUGGCUUUCGACCCAGGGAAUUUCCCUCCGGGUCUGACCGGGCCGGCCGCGCCAGCCGAACCACCACCCGUCAAGCGCUGAUGCUUCGGCUUGUGAAAGGGGUUCUGCCGCCUCCCCUUGCCCUGUGGCUGCACAAAGUUGCACGCGACUAUAAGGCAGUCAGAUCAGACGCAGUCUGGCUGCCAGAUUAUCAAGGGUCCUAGGGUUGAGGCUUUUGGCAAUGUAUAUAUAAUUAGAUUUGUGCAAUCGGCAGCAAGGAAUAGAACCUUUGUCCGCCAUGAAAUGAAAA
Messenger RNA from Cladocopium goreaui, 1141 nucleotides. Lineage: Eukaryota; Dinophyceae; Suessiales; Symbiodiniaceae. The record is from the annotation of a GenBank genome assembly.